Molecule: messenger RNA, 1020 nt
Organism: Mollisia scopiformis
Lineage: Eukaryota; Fungi; Ascomycota; Leotiomycetes; Helotiales; Mollisiaceae
Exons: 2
Coding region: 34-1020 (328 amino acids)
Source: RefSeq, a predicted model, not a curated record
AUCAGGGACACAAGCUACUUCCAUUCCUUCAAAAUGAAGUUAAAGACGCUCUUCCUUGCUGGUUUGUCGUGUUCACCAGGUGCUAGUAUAUUGCCACCGUGCGAGUACUGGCAAGUUGAACCUCCUCUCAACUAUUCUGAUGUCCUGUACGCCGGUUGGAACCAGAUUCCUGUAGAAAAAGAAGUCCUGAUCUAUAAUGGUAGCCUCAUUGGCAGGACAUAUGCCCAUCAUCCUCAGCUCUUGGCUGUCGGAGAGACUGUAUAUCUGGUCCAUUCAAGCGCUGUAAUUGAUGAAGAUUCUAUGGGAAUGGAACUGUGGGGAGCAAUGUCUCACGACGGUGGCUAUACCUGGACACCCAGUCACUCUCUCCUCCCUCCUGCAUUGCUUCCAAACCAAACCAAUGUAGCCAACUUCAGCUACUGGUGUAAUGAAGCUAUUUGGCAACGAGCAAUCGGAGGCCUCGCAGUCCUGGAAGUCGAUUCCGAGAUCUGGGGAGUUGGUGAAACGACAGACUUUUUUUGCUGGGGUGAUAUUGGUUCUGGAACUCGUGGUGCCGGAAGGAUCGCUCGUCAGCUCUCUUCUGUGGAUGGAAUGCCAAUCGGUGAUCCGUGCUGGCUGAAUCAGAACAACUGGACUUACAUUGAAUUGUACAAUGAGACGGUCUAUGGUACCAAGUACGGCAUGAAGUUCUGUGACAAAGCUGCAGAUAUGAAUGCCCAGCUUGUAGAGCCAACAAAGGUUCCAGCUUGGAGUGCUUGGCUUUACAAUGACGAGUUUUAUGCCGCCAACAAUUGGAGCAGUCUUCAAGAAGUCACGCAUGCUGUGUGGAUCGAACAAAGUGAUGGGCCUGGAUAUUGGCAAAGAUUCUGGAGAGAUAUAAGUCCUACCAAUAACUCAAUGCGUGUGUGGUGGGAGAUUACCUUUGACAAGGAAGGAAAGAGUUGGUACCCAGUCAUCGAGGAAGAAUAUGGCAACAAAGUAGGACAGUUCUUCAAUGUGCCGGACGAAACUAACAUCUGA